Molecule: messenger RNA, 2622 nt
Organism: Drosophila kikkawai
Lineage: Eukaryota; Metazoa; Arthropoda; Insecta; Diptera; Drosophilidae
Source: RefSeq, a predicted model, not a curated record
AUGCGUUUGAAUGAACCAGCACAAAAAGCGCGACCCAGAACUAAAUCAACGAUAGAAGCCACUAAGUCUCCAUCCGCAAACGCCACUGCAUAUUCGGGACACCGCUCCCCGGCGAGGCGGCGACGACCCAUUGAAUGUUCCACACGCAAUCUGAUCAGGCUGUUCCUCCUCACCACAACGAUCAUGGGCGGCGGAUUUGUGCGGGCCAAGACCAUCUACGAAUCAGUUAACAGGAUCCAGGGGCUGGAUGAGAUGGAACCACUUCUGGAACAUGCGGUCACUGCCAAAGUUCCCACGGAGAACGCAUCCACAGCCACGCCCUCGGCUUCGCCUCCCCCUCUGCUGUCCACGUUACGGAGCAGUUACGAUUCGAAUGAAAUCGAUAACUCCUUUCCAGCGGAUGGGACCAGUCGGGCCGUUGAGGAGGAAUCGGAGUCGGACGAUGGCAUGGAUGCCGAUUACGUCAUCCCGGAGGAGGCUCAGACAUCUACGGCGUUAGCCGCGAUCCUCCCUGGAGGUAAAUCCCAGGACUUGGCAUCGCUAUCCCUGCAGGCAGAAGCCGUUGGCACGGUGGUGCCCAAGACCAGUCCGGAUUCCUCUGCUUCGGGGCGUAAGAACUCCUUCCAGCAGAUCGGCAGCCAAAAAGUAAAUGCCUUAGUGCCGGCUACAGUGGCCACAGCGAUGAGCUCAUCCAAUGGCUCCUCAGCGGUGGUUGGCCCCACGGAACCAGCGAGGAAUCGAAGCAGCAAUGUGCGCACCUCCGCCGUCAAGGUGGACAGCAAGCAUCCGCUGCCCAAGGGCCAGAAGACAGAUGCUCCCAUGCUGAACUAUAUCUUUGAUACGUUCUCUUCGGCUAAUAAGCAUCACCAUCACGAUCAGAGGUAUGGACCCCACUUUGAGGAUAUGCAGCGAGUGGGUCAGGCCACCAAUCUCACCGUGCAGGCUGGCUCCAGCAUCCACCUAAACUGCAGGAUUUCGCUGCUGCAGGAUAAGACUGUCUCUUGGGUGCGCCACAACACGCAGGAGGAGGAUAAUGCCCUGGACCUGCUCACCGUGGGCAUGCACACGUACACGGGUGAUAAACGCUACAAAAUGGAGUUUCAAUACCCCAACAACUGGCGACUAAAGAUAACCAAUGUAAAGAAGGACGAUGAGGCCAUAUACGAGUGCCAGAUCUCGACCCAUCCGCCCCGCGUCAUCCAAAUAAACCUGCAUGUGAAUGGUAAAUAUAUAAACCUUUACAAAGUAUACUUUAAAUUGAUGAUAAUUGGGGGACUUUGCACAGCUCCCAAGGUGAUGAUAGUGGACGAGGUGGGUGAUCCUCUCCAGGAGAAGUACUACGAGAUAGACUCCACCCUGCAGUUGUCCUGUGUGGUGCGAAAUGUGGCCAUGACCAGUUCUGUGGUCUUUUGGAAGCACAUCGACAACAUCCUCAACUAUGAUGUAACUCGAGGGGGAGUGAGCGUCAAAACGGAACUGAUGGAGGAUGGAGCCAACUCAACGCUCUCCAUAGCCAAGAUUAGCAAAACGGAUUCUGGCAACUAUACGUGCUCCAUUAGCGACUACCAGAACUUUACCAUUGUGGUGCACAUUCUGAAUGGCGAAAGCUUUGCCGAACUGCAUCAUGGUGCCGCUGGAGUGGUUCAGGCCACAUGGUGGCAUCUGGUCAUGAUGCUCCAUCUCCUGGCACUCCUCCAGUUGACUGCGAGUAGGUUUAGAGGGGACUUUAGCUAAGGUUCCCGAUUAUUUCCAUAGGUGUAGGUUAAGUGGGAGUAAACAAUAUGAAACGAGAGAACAUCGUUUAUCCUGUAGCACUUUUUGUUGAUUAAUUGUAAAGUAUUUGAAUUUUGGAUAGGGCAGUUAUUAGAAAUAACUAAAAACGCAGCCUAAGUUUAACUGGCUAUUAUAGAUAUGUUUCUACGUCUAUCAUCAAUUUGUACAUGAGCAGGCACGCCUAGGAUUAAGUCUAAGCUAAGCUAGGAGUACAGUACUCCGACAAACCGAGAAGGAGGAGAAGAGAGGCCAACGAAUUUCCCUAGCAGAAGAAUGUCAGACAGUAUGUCAGAGCCUAGAGAUCUAGGUGAUACAGGAAUGUAAAGCAUAAUGUAAUCUAAGUCACUACGAACGAGUUCAUUAUCACAAGCGGGGCUGGCAUAACUUAAGCUUUUUGCGGAGAGGAAACAGCAGCUAUCCUGUGUGUGUGGAAAACUACUCAAUGUUGAACUAAUAUAAAUAAUACUGUCAUAUACAUAUUAUAUACAUACACACACACACACACACACAAUGAACAGAAGCAUCGGUCAAAUGAUAUGUUAAUAAAUGAAUACUCGUAUGUAUGCAAAAAUAAAGUGAACUAUAAAUGAGUACAGAAAGUGUUUUAAAUUCAGCGCGAAAAAUCGAUAUUUUGCCUAUCGACUAGGCAAAAAUAAAGUGAACUAUAAAUGAGUACAGAAAGUGUUUUAAAUUCAGCGCGAAAAAUCGAUAUUUUGCCUAUCGACUAGGCAGAGUUGCCAGACGCUCGAACCUUAGGAGCAAUGUUGCCGGACUGCUACGUUCUAUUAAUAAUAAAUUGUUUUUAUUUAAAGUAAUUAAAUUUUGCUUAUGUAUGUCCUACAGAAGAUG